Molecule: messenger RNA, 423 nt
Organism: Panicum virgatum (switchgrass)
Lineage: Eukaryota; Viridiplantae; Streptophyta; Magnoliopsida; Poales; Poaceae
Product: E3 ubiquitin-protein ligase RNF167-like
Exons: 1
Coding region: 1-423 (140 amino acids)
Source: RefSeq, a predicted model, not a curated record
AUGGAAGCAGCAGCAGGGGAGUGGCUGAUGAUGGCCGUGUGGUAUUUUGGCCAGGGCCUCAUCUACGGUUCUCUUCUUGCGAUAGCAAUCUUACUAAUCUCCGAGGCGCUGGCCGCCAUCCAACGCUGGCGCAGCAAGCUCGCCGGCGAGCGCCUGCUGGACACCAUACCCGACAUCCCGUACCACCCGCUGCCCGAUAAUGAUGUGUCGCCGUCGUCGUGCGUGAUCUGCAUCGAGGAGUACGAGCGCGGCGAGAGGUGCCUCGUCAUGCCAGGAUGCGCUCACAUGUUCCACAGACAAUGCAUGCGCAAGUGGCUGCGUCAAGGCAACCCAACCUGCCCAAUCUGUAGAGCAACCCUGCUACUCGCGCCAGCAGCAGCAGAAGAAGAACGACGUAUUAGCACGGCAGAGGACAUGGUGUAG